This is a messenger RNA of Eptesicus fuscus (big brown bat), 3780 nucleotides long. It is a transcript of the gene ATP4A, whose product is annotated as ATPase H+/K+ transporting subunit alpha. Gene Ontology annotation, molecular function: ATP binding; P-type potassium:proton transporter activity; ATP hydrolysis activity. The coding region runs from base 355 to 3459 and encodes 1034 amino acids. The record is from RefSeq and is a predicted model, not a curated record. The transcript is spliced from 23 exons. Gene Ontology annotation, biological process: intracellular sodium ion homeostasis; sodium ion export across plasma membrane; potassium ion import across plasma membrane. NCBI's taxonomy places the organism in Eukaryota, Metazoa, Chordata, Mammalia, Chiroptera, Vespertilionidae. Gene Ontology annotation, cellular component: membrane.
CCCGGGGCUGGGCGAGGCUGGAGACAGCGGGCAGCGUGCGCUCCCAGCCCGGGGCAGACAGACCAGGUCCCAGACAGUGACUCCCGGAACACCAGGGGCGUGCUGCGGGAAGCUCAGAGGAGGCGCUUCCCGGAGGAGCGGACAGCUGCAGGCUUUUACUAGCGGAAAUGGGGCGAUGUACCGGCCGAUACUGUAGUCCGGAGCGUCAACUCGGAAGGUCACGUGUGUAGGUUAGAUUCGUGUGUCCCUGCCGCUCCACAACAGUCCUGAGCCUUCCCGGUGCUGGGGUCACCGCGGUGGCCCACCCAGCCUCAGCCUCCAUGCGACGGAGCUCUCAGUUCAGUGGAGAAACAGAUGCUUCACCAGGAGAAAUACGAGUUGUACUCAGUAGAGCUGGGUCCUGGCCCUGGUGGGGACAUGGCAGCCAAGCUGAGCAAGAAGAAGGCAGGCAGUGGAGGGGGCAAGAGAAAGGAGAAGCUGGAGAACAUGAAGAAGGAGAUGGAGAUUAAUGACCACCAGCUGUCAGUAGCGGAGCUGGAACAGAAAUACCAGACCAGUGCGACCAAGGGCCUGUCUGCCAGCUUGGCUGCGGAGCUGCUGCUGCGGGAUGGGCCCAACGCACUGCGGCCACCAAAGGGUACCCCAGAGUACGUCAAGUUCGCACGGCAGUUGGCAGGUGGUCUGCAGUGCCUCAUGUGGGUGGCUGCUGCCAUCUGCCUCAUUGCCUUUGGCAUCCAAGCCAGUGAGGGUGACCUCACCACUGACGACAAUCUGUACUUGGCAGUGGCUCUCAUUGCUGUGGUUGUGGUCACCGGCUGCUUCGGCUACUAUCAGGAAUUUAAGAGCACCAACAUCAUCGCCAGCUUCAAGAACCUUGUGCCCCAGCAAGCAACUGUAAUCCGAGACGGGGACAAGUUCCAGAUCAAUGCCGACCAGCUUGUGGUGGGUGACCUGGUGGAGAUGAAAGGCGGGGACCGAGUGCCCGCCGAUAUCCGCAUCCUCCAAGCCCAGGGCUGCAAGGUGGACAACUCCUCGCUGACGGGAGAGUCGGAGCCACAGACCCGCUCCCCUGAGUGCACACACGAGAGCCCCCUGGAGACCCGCAACAUCGCCUUCUUCUCCACCAUGUGCCUUGAGGGCACAGCACAGGGCCUGGUGGUGAGCACGGGGGACCGUACCAUCAUCGGGCGCAUCGCAUCGCUGGCCUCUGGAGUGGAAAAUGAGAAAACACCCAUCGCUAUCGAGAUUGAACAUUUUGUGGACAUCAUUGCAGGCUUAGCCAUCCUCUUCGGGGCCACAUUUUUUGUGGUGGCCAUGUGCAUUGGCUACACCUUCCUGCGGGCGAUGGUCUUUUUCAUGGCCAUUGUGGUAGCCUAUGUACCUGAGGGGCUGCUGGCCACGGUCACGGUCUGCCUGUCUCUGACAGCCAAGAGGCUGGCCAGCAAGAACUGUGUAGUCAAGAACCUGGAAGCAGUGGAGACACUGGGCUCCACGUCAGUGAUCUGCUCUGACAAGACGGGGACCCUCACUCAGAACCGCAUGACUGUGUCCCAUCUGUGGUUUGACAACCACAUCCACUCAGCGGACACGACGGAAGAUCAGUCAGGGCAGACGUUUGACCAGUCCUCGGAGACAUGGCGGGCGCUGUGCCGCGUGCUCACCCUGUGCAACCGAGCUGCCUUCAAGUCGGGCCAGGACGCGGUGCCCGUGCCCAAGCGCAUCGUGAUCGGGGACGCAUCGGAGACCGCGCUGCUCAAGUUCUCCGAGCUGACGCUGGGCAACGCCAUGGGCUACCGAGAACGCUUCCCCAAAGUCUGCGAGAUCCCCUUCAACUCCACCAACAAGUUCCAGCUGUCCAUCCACACACUGGAGGACCCCCGGGACCCGCGGCACGUGUUGGUGAUGAAGGGCGCCCCCGAGCGCGUGCUGGAGCGCUGUAGCUCCAUCCUCAUCAAGGGCCAGGAGCUGCCCCUGGACGAGCAAUGGCGUGAGGCCUUCCAGACUGCCUACCUCAGCCUGGGAGGCCUGGGCGAACGCGUGCUGGGCUUCUGCCAGCUCUACCUGAGUGAGAAGGACUACCCGCCUGGCUAUGCCUUCGACGUGGAUGCCAUGAACUUUCCAACCAGUGGCCUGUGCUUCGCGGGACUUGUAUCCAUGAUAGACCCGCCCCGGGCCACUGUCCCUGAUGCUGUGCUCAAGUGCCGCACAGCAGGCAUCCGGGUGAUUAUGGUGACAGGCGACCACCCCAUCACAGCCAAGGCUAUUGCGGCCAGCGUGGGCAUCAUCUCUGAAGGCAGUGAGACAGUGGAGGACAUCGCUGCUCGUCUCCGUGUGCCUGUAGACCAGGUUAAUCGGAAGGAUGCCCGUGCCUGCGUGAUCAACGGCAUGCAGCUGAAGGACAUGGACCCGUCAGAGCUGGUUGAGGUGCUGCGCACCCACCCUGAGAUGGUGUUUGCUCGUACCAGUCCCCAGCAGAAGCUAGUGAUUGUGGAGAGCUGCCAGCGACUGGGUGCAAUCGUGGCUGUGACAGGGGAUGGUGUCAAUGACUCCCCAGCCCUGAAGAAGGCAGAUAUUGGUGUGGCCAUGGGCAUUGCUGGCUCAGAUGCUGCCAAAAAUGCAGCCGACAUGAUCCUGCUGGAUGACAACUUUGCCUCCAUCGUGACAGGCGUGGAGCAGGGCCGACUGAUCUUCGACAAUCUGAAGAAGUCCAUCGCUUACACACUGACCAAGAACAUCCCGGAACUGACGCCAUACCUCAUUUACAUCACUGUCAGUGUGCCCUUGCCCCUCGGGUGCAUCACUAUCCUCUUCAUAGAACUCUGCACUGACAUUUUCCCAUCUGUGUCCCUGGCAUAUGAGAAGGCCGAGAGUGACAUCAUGCAUCUGCGGCCACGGAACCCGAAGCGUGACCGAUUAGUCAACGAGCCCCUGGCUGCCUACUCCUACUUCCAGAUCGGUGCCAUCCAGUCAUUUGCUGGCUUCACUGACUACUUCACGGCCAUGGCCCAGGAGGGCUGGUUCCCAUUGCUGUGCGUGGGGCUGCGGCCACAAUGGGAGAACCACCACCUACAAGAUCUGCAGGACAGCUAUGGCCAGGAGUGGACAUUUGGGCAGCGCCUGUACCAGCAGUACACUUGCUACACCGUGUUCUUCAUCAGCAUCGAGAUGUGCCAGAUCGCUGACGUUCUCAUCAGAAAGACACGCCGCCUCUCUACCUUCCAGCAGGGCUUCUUCAGGAACAAGAUCCUGGUGCUUGCCAUCGUGUUCCAGGUCUGCAUCGGCUGCUUCCUGUGCUACUGCCCGGGAAUGCCCAACAUCUUCAACUUCAUGCCCAUUCGGUUCCAGUGGUGGCUGGUCCCCAUGCCCUUUGGCCUCCUCAUCUUCGUCUAUGAUGAGAUCCGAAAACUUGGAGUUCGCUGUUGCCCAGGGAGCUGGUGGGACCAGGAACUCUACUAUUAGAAGGACUGCUGCCUUCAAGUCAUCCCUGCCUCUACCACAGCCAGGCUGGGGCAAGAUUCAUGGGACUGUCUGGCAGUCACUCAAACACCUGAGCAAUCAAGAAUCCUAGCCUGACCUGUGGCUGUUCCUGUAGCCCAAGGCACCCCAACCUUGAAGAGACCCUCCCUACUGCCCUUCCCCAUCUAAAAGGGUCCUCGGCGCUGGCCUGGGGAAGCCCCCAUCUGAGGGGGGAGGUUUGAUGGGGAGGAGCUAGUAGCUCCUGUGAGGUGGGGUACUGGGGACUCUUUGUUAAAACACACUUGUGUCUGCGUAAUAGUAAUA